GAAAAUCAAAUCGCGUUCGCAAAAGAUCUCUGAAAGUAUAUAUUGAUAUUAUCUUUACUACUCUAUUUGAGCUUCACAACAGCCUUUUUCCGUGCACGACUCGAAUUAUUUAAGGUCAAAAUGUCAUCCAAGAUGUAAGUAUUCUAUCUGACAAUACCAAUGGGUAAUACCUGAUCUUUGAGCUUGUCAGCCAUGAUCGCAUACAACAUGUUUCACUUUGUGAAUUCCAACUAAUCCAUCGACAGAAUUGUUCUCGGCGAUGUGAACGGUCAUAUACAAAAUGCUUUUACCAAGUUAACAUCUUUGCAACUCAAGAAUAAUUUUGCUCUCGCUAUUGUGGCAGGAAACCUUUUCGCUGCAGCUGAAGACACAGAAGCCGACGACACAGUUACAGACCUGAUUUCAGGAAAGAUCCCUAUACCAUUACCUACAUAUUUCACCGUUGGAUCGUCGGCUCUACCGAAAAGAAUUAUUGAAAAGAUUGAAAAAGAUGAGGAGGUGUGUAAAAUUUCUCCUCAAUGGCCACAAGAUUCGUUACUCAUCGUCUUAGAUAUGUCCAAAUCUGCACUAUCUUGCAAAAAGAAGUACCACAAAGACUUCAGAAGGAAUCAAAAUAGUUGCGCUCGGCGGGCUACUCGACGAGAACAUAAUUGGAGGACUAUCUAAGGAAUCCUAUCUGCCUUUCCACACUGUUGGGGAUGCGAAGGCCCUCCACGGAGCGAACACGGCGGAUAUUCUUCUGACGACCUGCUGGCCCAAAUCGAUUCGAACAGGUUCAAAAGUCCCAAUUCCCGAUGAUUCGCAGCACCCAAAUGCUGGCGAUCAUAUCGCAGAUCUAUGCGCAGCUUUGAAACCCCGUUAUCACUUUUCUGCAUCCCCAGAUUAUUUUUAUGAGCGAGAACCUUUUUUUCAUGCCCCAACUCCAGAUGCUCCUGACUUUCGGCCUCUCACUCGAUUCAUAUCUUUGGCGCCUCAUGGCAACCCAAAGAAACAGAAGGCUUUAUAUGCAUUUUCUCUACAGGCAACAGUUGAUGCACUAGCCCCAUUACCUGCUGGUACCACGGCAUCGCCAUUUGUAGCUCGACCCAACGAGAGGAAACGAGCAGCCCUCGAGCCCGAGCCUUAUUCUAGGUAUGGAGGAAAUGACUAUAAACGUGGCCGAGGACGUAGAGGUCAAAGGCAACCACCUCCAGGACCUGGUGAAUGUUUCUUCUGUCUCUCGAAUCCAAACUUAGCUACUCAUCUUAUCGCGUCCAUUGGCAAUGAAGCAUAUUUGACAAUUGCGAAAGGUCCUUUAACCACAGCUACUACUAAUGCUUCAAUGGGUAUUGACUUUCCGGCACACGCCUUAAUUAUUCCACUUGAACACUCUCCUACCUUGGCCUUAAUACCAGAGGAGGAUUCUAAACAAAGAACUUACGAUGAAAUGGUCAAAUACAAAGAAGCUCUACAGAAUAUGAUUGCGCAACGCAGUGAGAACAAGUUGGGUGCUGUCACCUACGAAAUCAGCAAAGGAAAUGGUGUUCAUACACAUUGGCAAUUGAUUCCUGUGCCUACGGAAACCAUUCAGAAGGGUCUCGUUGAAGCGGCCUUCCGUGUCGAAGCUGAAAACCUCAAAUAUCCUCCCUUCGAGGUCAGAGAUCCAGAAAUCGGUCAGAAUGAUAGCGAUUUUUUCCGUGUUUGGAUUUGGACUUCUCCUACCGAAGAAAAUCUAGAAGGAAAAUCAAAAUGCAUUACGAUGCCAUUCGAUUGGAAUGUGCGCUUUAAUCUCCAGUUCGGUAGAACGGUUCUAGCUAAAUUGUUAAGUCUGGAGAAGAGAAUUCAGUGGAGAGAUUGUGCUCAGACAGAGGAUGAGGAGAAAAGUGAUGCGGAGGCUUUCAAGGCGGCUUUUAAGGAGUUUGAUUUCUCACUUUAAUCUUUAUUUCAUUUUUGAUACCAUGGGGUUCGGUGCAUGCAUAGUUGUGGAGUUUUUGCAUGUUUUUUUUUCAAUCAUCCAUGAAUAUUUAUAUCUUUUAGUUAUGGGAUGGAUGACAAAAAUUUUAGCUUCUUACAUAGUUUCAUGGCGACUGCAUAAAUGGUUGCAUGGUUGGUUAUGCAUGGAUGGCGUUGAGGAGAAACAUCUUUUCAUUUUCAAACUUCAUCCAAGCUAUGAGAUAGAUAUUGAUAAAUACAUACGAUAUAGCCAUUAUUCAAUAGGUAAUCGCCAACUCAUAUU
This is a messenger RNA of Sclerotinia trifoliorum, 2215 nucleotides long. NCBI's taxonomy places the organism in Eukaryota, Fungi, Ascomycota, Leotiomycetes, Helotiales, Sclerotiniaceae. The record is from the annotation of a GenBank genome assembly.